Laccaria bicolor S238N-H82 is the source of this 1314-nucleotide messenger RNA. RefSeq lists its product as uncharacterized. Lineage: Eukaryota; Fungi; Basidiomycota; Agaricomycetes; Agaricales; Hydnangiaceae. The coding region runs from base 1 to 1314 and encodes 437 amino acids. The transcript has 11 exons. The record is from RefSeq and is a predicted model, not a curated record.
AUGACUGACCACAAUAACCAACACCUUUGUAGUCUAUUCCAAUGUUUCUUUGACUUUUGUAGUCUUUAUAGUGUUUAUAGUCUAUCUAUCCAACUUGUAGUCUAUUCUGAAGUUUCUGCAUGUGCUAGUGUUAAUACAUUGAUCUUUUUUAUAUCUAUUCCUAUGUGUCUAUUGAUUUUUUCCAUUUCAAUUCCGAUGUAUCUAUUGAUUUUUGUAGUCUUUUAUAGUAUUAUCUAUAAAUUUUUCUCAAGCUCAAUUCAUGUGAAUUCAUAUGAAUUCAUGAUCAAAUUCUAUGAAUUCAAGGAAAUUCAAAGUGAAUUCAUGCAGUCAAAAAAGGACGUCGGUGAAUUCCGCGAGUGGGAAUUUUGCCCAAACCCAACAACACUCGACAACACCACCAUCACCACCCUCUUGCUCACCCACCACGAACACGUCGCCCACCACGACCACAACGGACGACGACAACACGCGACCACGACAACAACGACGGCCACGACAGACGAUGACAACAAACGACCACGGCACGCAACGACGACCCCACUCACGGACACGACAACCACCCACGAACCACGAGCGCCCGCCGACAUGACAAACAAGAAAGACGAGGGACAGCGACCCGCUCCCACCCGCCAACGACGACCCGCCCAUAAACGACAGCCGCCGCCCAUGCAAACGACAAGCGCCACCCACGAAAAGCACCCAGCACACCCAAACGACAUCCGCCGCCCACGAAAAACGCCUAGCGCCCACAAACAACAUCCGCCGCCCAUGCAAACGACGACCGCCGCCCACGAAAAACACCCAGCAAACCCAAACGACGACUCAGUGUAUCUCUCCUCCCUGUCUCCUUCUCUCUGUUCCCCUCUCUCCCUCCCUCCCUCUCUCCCUCCCUCUCUCUCUCCCACCAUCCUUCUCUCCCUCCCUCUCUUCCUCCCUCCCUCCCUCUCUUCCUCCCUCCCUCCCUCUCUUCCUCCCUCCCUCCCUCUCUUCCUCCCUCCCUCCCUCUCUUCCUCCCUCCCUCUCUUCCUCCCUCCCUUCCUCUCGUCCUCCCUCUCUUCCUCCCUCUCUUCCUCCCUCUCUUCCUCCCUCUCUUCCUCCCUCCCUCCCUCUCUUCCUCUCUCCACCUCUCUCACCCCCUCCCCCCUCCAUCAUUUCACUUCACUCACUUCCCCUCCUUCCAUAGCUCUCUCCCUCCACCACUCCCUCCAUCACUCCAUCACUCCCUCCCCCUCCCUCAUUACAUUAGUAAAAUAUCUUUCUGUAUUAGUUGUCAUUUCACAAUACAACAUUUGUUUAAAUGUGAAUUUUGAAUAG